CUUUUUUUUUUUUUUUUCCUGCAACUGAAAAACUCACGCACACAAAGUGGCAUAGAGAGAUAGAAAGACGAAGGGGUUAAUGUCGAAAGCGUCGAUCGCAUAAUACAUAGUUAAAAGGAGCUCGUGCGAUUGUUCUGCCGUCGACGUCCAUGGCGAAAUAGUUAGAGACGAUCAAAUACACAGGGACUUUCUUAUUGUAGUGUGUGUAUUUUGUUCGGUUGUCCUCUCAUGGCCAAACGUGCCGGACUUAGUUGUUACUGUACCGGAGCCAAAAAAUAGACAUUUUCCAGUGCCCACCUCCACUACUAAGAUCUCUUUUUAUGGAAUCAGUAGAUUGCCUUUACUUGAUAAAGACCGAAGAAGUUUCCUUUUGCUCAUGUAUUUCACCCAUCUAUGUGCUUUUUUGAAGUACCUGGGCGGGAUGAUGUUUCUUCUUGGUGCUUGCCUGGAAUGAUGGAAAACAGAUGGUGUUAAUGAUGUGCCAUAGGAGAGAACCAUGGAACAUUUAUCAGAUAAGAAAUUUCCAGUCAAUUCAAAAGAUUAUAACUUAUAUGAAGAAGUUGGUGAAGGAGUCAGUGCCACUGUCUACCGUGCUCUAUGCAUUCCCCUUAACAAGAUAGUGGCUAUCAAGGUUCUGGACCUGGAAAAGUGCAAUAAUGAUUUGGAUGGUAUUCGUCGGGAGGUACUAACAAUGAGCUUGAUAGACCAUCCUACUGUAUUAAGAGCACACUGUUCUUUCACGGCUGGUUGCAGCCUGUGGGUUGUAAUGCCAUACAUGGCUGGGGGAUCUUGCCUUCACAUUAUGAAAUCAGCUUAUCCAGAGGGAUUUGAAGAGACAAUUAUUGCAACAUUAUUGCGUGAGGUUCUUAAAGCUCUUGUUUACCUUCAUGCCCAUGGAAAUAUUCAUAGAGACGUUAAGGCUGGAAAUAUCUUAAUUGAUUCCAAUGGAGCAGUCAAAUUGGCAGACUUUGGAGUAUCAGCAUGCAUGUUUGACACUGGUGAUAGACAACGCUCAAGAAAUACUUUUGUUGGAACCCCAUGCUGGAUGGCACCUGAAGUCAUGCAGCAGCUGCAUGGAUAUGACUUUAAAGCAGAUAUUUGGUCAUUUGGGAUUACUGCCCUUGAACUUGCUCAUGGCCAUGCCCCAUUUUCCAAAUAUCCACCAAUGAAGGUUUUGUUGAUGACCUUGCAGAAUGCACCGCCAGGUCUGGACUAUGAAAGAGACAAGAGAUUCUCAAAGUCUUUUAAAGAGAUGGUAGCCAUGUGCCUAGUGAAGGACCCAAAAAAGCGUCCCACAUCAGAAAAGCUUUUGAAGCACAGUUUCUUUAAGCAUGCUCGCUCAACUGAUUAUCUAGCUCGGACUAUUCUUGAUGGCCUCGCUCCACUUGGUGAUCGUUUUAGGAUGCUUAAGGCAAAAGAGGCUGAUUUCCUUGCUCAGAAUAAGGUGAUGUAUGGAGAUAAGGAGCAUUUGUCACAGCAAGAGUAUAUACGAGGAAUCAGUGCAUGGAACUUCAAUUUGGAGGAUUUGAAAGCUCAGGCAGCCCUUAUUCAGGAUGAUGGAGUCCAAAAUACAGAAGGUCAAGACAUGAAUAGCAAAUCAAAGAAUGGAUAUAAUGAAGUUGUAGGCUUUGCACCAGAGCCUCAGUCCCCUGAAAGUGAUAAGCUUUCUAAUGCAGUACCUGUGCAAAAGGAUGUGCUCGACGAUUUUCAGAAUAUAAAGGAUUCACUUGCUUCAUUUCCUAUUAGCCCUCUUCAGGCACUGAAAGGUUGUUUUGAUGUUUGUGAGGAUGAUGUCAAUGCCAUUAGCCCAAACUCGAAAGAUGUUGUUCAGUCAGAUUCUGACCAACAGUUUCAACUACAGCCAGCAGCAAGGGAAGAGGACAUGGAAAUGAAACAAGACAAUGGUGAAAAUUUGGAAAGAAGUAGAUCUUUAUCUAGAUGUGUCAUACCUGGACGUCAAAAAUUUUUGAGUGGUUCACUUAUACCAGAGAAUGUUCUUUCCCCUUCUAGAAAAGCUAAUGGUGAUGGGGACAGGGAAUAUCUACAGCCAAAAUAUCAACCUGAGCGGAACUACAGUGGUCCAUUGUCAUACUGUCACAAAAAGGAUACAAAUGUUCCUACAUCUGUGGAGGACACAUCAGGAGGAAUGGUUGUCCAACAUAAGGGGCGUUUCAAAGUCACACAAGCAGAUCUCAGUCCUAAGGCUGCUCCUGCAAAUUGCUCAACCAACCAGGUCUGUGGAGGUUCAGCAAUUCCUUCAACUUCCACAGUCGCAGUUGCAUCAAUUCUUCCAUCACUGCAAUAUAUAUUGCAACAGAAUGCCAUGCAAAGGGAACAAAUAAUUAAAUUGAUAAAAUGUUUGGAGCAAACCUCUGGACAUUAUCACAUGGAAUUUGCUGAUUCCUGUACAAGAGACCUGUCACAGAUAUCUUCAGCUUCUGCUAGAGAAAAAGAACUACAAUCUCAAGUGAUUAGUCUCCAGCAAAGCAUUGGAAAUCUUGUUGAAGAGUUGCAGAGACAGAAAAUAAUCAAUUCUCAGCUGGAGAGGCAAUUAAAUGCUUUGCACAAGUAGGACGAGAUAAAGAUACAGAAAGAAUGAAAUAACAGCUAUAUGUUACCGAGUUCCCCCCCACGCAAGAACUCAAUGGACCCACUGAGGUGCUUUAGCGAGAAUUCCGUGCUUCAUGUGUUUUGCAUUGUAUUUUUAAGUGUACAAUAUAUUGAUGGACUUUGGGUGAUGAAAGCACACCCAAAUUUUGAGAUGGCCUUCAGCGAUUCACUAUAUAUAGUUUCUUGUAAUUGAAUGAUCCAAUAUUGUAUAUUAUUUCCUCCCUCCCUCCCUGUA
Messenger RNA from Nelumbo nucifera (sacred lotus), 2845 nucleotides. NCBI's taxonomy places the organism in Eukaryota, Viridiplantae, Streptophyta, Magnoliopsida, Proteales, Nelumbonaceae. The record is from RefSeq and is a predicted model, not a curated record.